AUGGCUGCACUACUCUCGCCCGUCAGCACAUCCUACAACAAGGCGGCUGCACACGACGAGCCGUUGCUUCAAGAGGUGAGAAAGACGACGACAUCUUUGUCGCCAACGACAGCUCCGACGUCAACGCCAAAAAGACUGCACUUUGCGGCCGAAUCGGCUGACGAGGCGCUGGAUAUUUUGCGGAACGAACCCGACUACGAUUCACUUGUAUCAGUCCUGCAGUACCUUCUCUCUGGCAAGUCCGAAGUCGACGUCCGCCAGCCUACGCCGUUGUCCGCGCAGCUGGUCCAGGUGCUGGUGACGGCCAUUGUGCCCAACUACUGGCCGCUCCUCCGAGACGAGGGUGUCAAGGAUCAGAACGGGCAAUCUGCUUUUGCGUCGUUGCUCGCGUGCCUCCGGAGCGUGACCGGCCUAAGUGCUUUGGUCGCGAGACUCCGUGCUCUCUUAGCAGAAGUAAAAACGAAGACAACGACGGCAGCAGGCAGCGUUGCCACUGCCACAAACGAUCAGCCAGGAAACCCGGCAUGGCAGCUCCGGAUCCUGGUCGAUUUGCUGUCUGAGCUCUUGGCCGGCGACGAGGUCGUUUGCCAGGUCUGGACCGUCAGCACGGCCGCAUCCGAUGAUGAUGCCAAACAGCGGCCGCUCGCACAAGAGUACUUAAGUAUCAUUGGCGGUGGGCGGAUUGUCUCGCUUGCGGCCGAAUCUGAGAUGGUUGUUCGUUCCGAGUUCAGUGCCGAGAAGCUCCCUGCGACCUGGGUCGCCAAUGGUAGAGAAUACGGUUUGUGGCUGGCAAAGGGCAUUAUGUGGUGGGCCGCAAAAGACGCGGACCCAGAGCACAAGAAAGUGCAAGGUUCUCUUCUUGCGAAAGCUCUUCGGCUUGGAUAUCCUGACACUGUGGUCUCAUCUCUCGUCUCUGAUCUCAUCCUGAUCAAUGCUGGGUUGGACAACAGUACUUUGAGCCAUAUUCUGCAGCAUCUUCCAGCUCACGAACAAAAGAAGAUACUGUUUGGUGUACUGAAAUAUGCGGCGGAGACCUACCUUUCACCUUCUCCAGACUCUACGGUUGUUGACACAGCAACUGUGGCUGCCGUAGCCAGUCUCAUAAAAAAUGUGGCCGAUAGCAGCACCACUCUCCGAGAGCAGCUCAUUUCGUGGCUCUUGACAAAUGCCGCCGUGGGACUGAUCAACGGUAUCGGCAUUCGGCGGGCAGUCGUUGUUGUGGUUGCUGAAACACCGAAGAGCCUGACCGAGAUUUUGCAGAAGUCGAUAGCCGAGUUCGGCGACCAAUUGUUUAUCAAGCAUGCCCCGAUAAUACAGCAAGAAGCCAAGGCACAAGUGAUACUUCUUUGCGCUGGGUACGUUAGCCGGGGAUCACAACGAGCGCUCACUUCUCUGCUACGAUCUCGAACGUAUCUCCAGACGGUGUCGAAUCGUUUGGGUGCGUCACACAACCGGGCCAAGUUUCUAGGCAUGGUAGUCGGCGAGGCACUGUCCGGGCUCAUUGACGACAAUAACAAGAAACUCGACUUCCACAUGGACGAGACAAAAUCGGACGAGGCCAUAUGGUACAAGGGCCUUGUGCAGGUCUCUGACACGAUGGGCUCGCUUGAGUCACUGAGGAAACAAACACCAGAAACAAAGGGCACGUCAGCCGCGACAAAGACAACCAAAGCAGCCAAAACAGAUAAACUGAAGCCGUCCAAAGCAGCUGCGAAGCCGGUCCGCCGGCCGCCAGUCCAACCAAGACAAUCAGGCUUUGUCAUUGAGGAGGUCAAUCCGGACAACGAUGAUGGCGUAACAGGCGCUGUGGAGGACGAUAUUGUUGCCUACGGCAAACCAGACUCGGAUGCCGAAGACUCGGACGACGACCCGACCAUGAUCCGCCGCGACAAGCCCAAGGCGCCCGUGUACAUCCGCGACCUGAUUUCUUACUUUCGUGACAUUGAGAACUACGACAAGCAGAAACUGGCUCUGGCCACUGCACCUGUCCUCAUCCGUCGCAAAGCCACAUUCGGCACAGAGGUGCAGCAGCAUGCUCAAGACCUCGCCUCGAUUCUCGUCGGCCUCCAGGACGCCUUCGAGAUGGCCGAUUUUGACCAGCUACGACUGCAGGGCAUGGUGGCCCUCGUUGUGGCCCAGCCCCAGCUCGUCGGGCCGUGGUACGCCCACACUUUCUUCGAUGGCGACUACUCUCUCGCUCAGCGGGCAUCCGUCUUGACGGCGAUGGGUCUGGGAGCCCGCGAACUGGCCGGCUUUGACAUCUCGGAAUACGCAUCGGCCGCCGCGUUUCCCUCGAAGCAGCUGCCCAACCGCAUGGAGCGCCUCUACGUGGCCCCAGAAGCGUCCCAACCAGGCUUUGGGCCGGGCAGCGCCUCGUCUCUCAAGGCGCUCGGCCCGGGCGUUCUCGACUCCAUUACAGACUCGCUCACAGCCACAUUCCUCCGUCCCAUCGCUGCUCAGGCGGCAGACGAGGCGACAGGCCCAGACGCUCUCAAGCUGACCUCGUUCAAGUCACGCUUGUCGAAGAGCGCCGGCGAUAAAAAGGCUGUGAACACAGCAAAAGGAAAACGCACGGCCGCACAACCAGCAGCCGCCGUCAACACGUCUGGACCGCUCCUCUCGUCCGCAUUCUUCUUCCCACUCGCUGCUCGGUUCCAGCUCGCGCUCCAGACGUCGUCUUCGGCGCGUAUGCGCCGCGUCCUCUUUGACCCUUCGCUGCUCUCGCUCUACCUCAAGACACUCGCUGUAAUCCUGCAUGCCGCUGGUCCUGGUUUGCUCGCCCUGCCCGACAUGACAGCCGAGCUGUGGCGCCUUCUGCUCAGCAGUAGUGUGCAGGCCCACUGCGCCGGUGACGUGCUUGUGACGCAUGCUGUGCUCUUUGCCCUCAUGGCGCUGCUUGACGUCAACGAACACCGCGUCCGCGAACUAUGUCGCGAUCUGCCGCGCGAGGUUGUCCAAACCCGGGACUGGGCGCUGCAAGUACUGGACGAUAUCCGCAGUAGCGGCAGCGGAGGCACUGAUUCCAGUGGUAGCAGUCAAGAGAGCGAGAUACAAAUGCUGGCCGCCGGCGCUUACAUCAAACUGACCGAGGGCAUGGAGAGCUACAAGAAUCUGCUCCUGGGCGAGAUGAUUGGCUGA
This is a messenger RNA of Sporothrix schenckii 1099-18, 3138 nucleotides long. Its product is annotated as telomere length regulation protein. The transcript has 3 exons. NCBI's taxonomy places the organism in Eukaryota, Fungi, Ascomycota, Sordariomycetes, Ophiostomatales, Ophiostomataceae. Gene Ontology annotation, biological process: telomere maintenance via telomerase; protein stabilization. Gene Ontology annotation, cellular component: cytosol. Gene Ontology annotation, molecular function: Hsp90 protein binding; telomeric repeat DNA binding. The coding region runs from base 1 to 3138 and encodes 1045 amino acids. The record is from RefSeq and is a predicted model, not a curated record.